This is a messenger RNA of Pungitius pungitius (ninespine stickleback), 1021 nucleotides long. RefSeq names its product anaphase promoting complex subunit 13 (gene anapc13). NCBI's taxonomy places the organism in Eukaryota, Metazoa, Chordata, Actinopteri, Perciformes, Gasterosteidae. Bases 313 to 537 code for a protein of 74 amino acids. Gene Ontology annotation, biological process: protein K11-linked ubiquitination. The record is from RefSeq and is a predicted model, not a curated record. Gene Ontology annotation, cellular component: anaphase-promoting complex. The transcript has 2 exons.
CCACGUCAUCACUAAGCGUCCUUCUUUUCGUUCAAUUGCCGGGUAAACACUUUACUCAAACAGCUAACGUUAACCCAAAAACUAAAAUCCGCUUGUUGUGAACUGAAACGUACUCAAACUGACUUGUUUAAUGAAUUUAUUUGGACUGUGUGUGGUUCACUUAAUUUAGGCCCGCUGUUAUUCUUGCGAGGGUAGCAGUGGACUUGAACUGCUACCACGGUUUGAAAAGUUUCGCCGUUUGCUAAAGGCUAACGUUAACGCUGUCAGCGGGAGACGAUCCAUCAGCGGCGCGACCCGGAGCCCCUUCAGAGGAUGGAUAGUGAAAUCCAACGAGAUGGGAGAGUCCUGGACCUCACUGAUGAUGCUUGGAGGGAAGACCGACUGCCGUAUGAAGAUGUCACCAUCCCUCUGACUGAAUUGCCUGAGGCGGAGCAGGACAACGGAGGCUCUACAGAAUCCGUGAAGGAACAAGAGAUGAAGUGGACAGACCUCGCCCUGCAGAGCUUGCAUGAGAACACACCGAGCACUGGAAGCUGAAAGACCAAUCGGGAAUCCGACUAGGACAGAAAAAGCAAGUGGACACUGGAUCCAGAGGCCUAUGUGGCUUUAUGCAUUUUAUUGUGUCAUUUGAAUCAGCUGAAAUGAAAAUGUGCUUUGAUUGGCUAUUGGGUUUAAAUUGUAGUCCUCAGAAUUAUUAAUGUAAAGUAACAACUUUAUAAUGACAUAAAUAGAAAAUAGUUACGUUCCAUAUCCUUCAAGUUUUUCUUAUUCUGUGCUAAAUUCAGAAAUUCAUGCAUUGGCAGAGACUGUCGGUGCUCUGUGGAAAAGAUAAAUACAAAUAUUUAUUACCAAUACGUGCGUUAGCUUUCCAUCACUUCCAUCAUAAAAACAUUGGCUUCAUUUUAUAAAUUGGUUGUUCUAAAUCAGAGCAUCAUGUUUGCUGUUCUGUUCUGUAAAUAUAUGACAAUGAUAUAUAAGUAUUCACAGACCAUAAUCUAAAAAUAAACUUUUCUUAAUGUUU